GAGAUUUCUCGUCCGUUUUCGUUCCGAAAAAAGCAUUGCUCGACAACCCCACCAACGCAUCGCAGCCACCACUACUCCACUCACCCUAUCAUAUAUCACGUCCUACCGAAGCGAAGGGAGAUGGAAAGCACCGCGCAGUUGAGUGUCUCCACGUCCGAUGUGUCGCAAGAUGGCCCUCGAGAUGGGAAGCGUUUGACGGCAAGGUCGUCUUCACUAUCGAGCAAUAGCCCUAUCAUUCUGCAUGUGCUAUGUGUCGCCUUUCACCACAGGAACGGGCCACAGGUCGAGUAUGCGUACCCAUCGUUUCCGCCAUUGAAGGAGAAGCCACGCAAAACAUCAUCAAGGGAGGAUGACUUAGCGAUAGAACUGCCAGACGAGUGGUCCUUUUUGCCAUUCUUAUGCCUACCUGAUGGCGCUCAUGCUACCGAUGAGGAGUUCAUCUAUUUCCAUUUACCACCCGUGCCAGAGUGGCACAACUACCCGCAAUCGACCCUAUUCGGCCUGGCGUGUUAUCGGCAAAUCGCUGCAACGGAGCUGAUAAACAAAACUUCGGAUGUCACACGAAGCACAGUUCAGAAAGCCGUUGUUGUGAUAGCUACACAACCAGUGUUAGGUUCGGUUCGGACGAAGCUUGGAUUGGUUACCCAGGCAUUCUUUGCGCAGAAGGACUUCUCCAAGCUGGAGAUUCUGGAAACACUGUACCAGAACCUCGUGUCAUCGGUCACUGGGUUUAUUCCCGACUCUGUGUUUUACAUGGGGAUAUCGCUGCGGGAGCUGAUAUUCAAGUUUCGGCAAAAAACGCUGGUAUUAUUCAAGUUGUUAUUCUUAGAAAAGAGGAUUUUGUUUUUUGGUCAAAAAGUGGAACGCCUUUCCGCAUAUCAAUAUAGCCUGAUAUCCCUGAUACCAGAUUUGCUCAGAAAUCUGCAGGAUGCGGGUUCACCCAAGCUGGGGAAUUCACCACCAGCAUCCAUGCCCGAGCCAGACGUCACAGCGAGUCGCGAGAGUUUGAAUGGAAGCCGGAGACUGAGGCAAAUAGGGGCUCCACUGCCGAUGUUUGGAGAGUGCGCCUUCUUUCAGCCAUAUAUACCCCUCCAGCAAAUGGACGUCCUAAUGUCGCAGGACACGAAGGCGUUCAUUGUUGGGACGAGCAACUCCAUAUUCCUGCAUCACAAAACGUUAGCUGUCGACGUGAUCGCAAAUGUGGACACAGGGGCAGUGGAAAUCCUGAACCCAGCACUGAAUUCGAUACUGAACCUGACAAGUCCAGAUAAAAAAUUCAUAGACGACAUUACAAGAGUAGUCCUUGCAACUUAUUCGCAAGAAGAUGACAUGUCCAUGAGCCAACAACUGGAGUUCGAGGGAAGUGAUGACGACAUUCGAUCGCGGUUUGAGAUGUACAUACUAUCGAUGCUGGCGUCGGUGCGGAUAUCUCAGACAGCGUCGAUAUCUGUGGAUCCGAACGUCCGCGGCAAAGAUUUCCUAGCGGAUUACAAUCCAGCAUGGAUCAAAGGGUGGCAGUCUACAAUACAUUACAGCAAAUGGCUGGCUGCUAAUGGUGGAGAUCUCCCAGAUACAAGCGACAUCAAUCCAGCGCAUCCAUGCCAAGGAACGUCCGCGUUCGGAAUCCUGCAAACAUCUCUCGCGGCCCGCUUCUCGGACUUUGGACGGAGUCUGUCCCCAGUGCAGCACAACGUGUCCAAAGCGGUCGAGUCGUCGAUAAGCAGAGCAGAGACGCAAAUUAGCAAAGCUGUGGAGAUCGCUACUGAUCCGGUUCAGCAGCAGAAACUGCAAGCUGGAGCAUCACAGAUCUUCAACAACGUCACCGGCUACAUUGCGCAAAAGCGUAAAGACUGGGCAACAGGAAGUCCUUCGGGCUCGUCAGGUAGAGUCACGCCGGAAGAGGGCGGGGAACAGAACUGGGAGGAAGUCGACAUUAACGAAGGACCUUCAAACUCGAACUCUCAACCCGCAUUUUUCGGUUUGAACACCGCCGGAGGAUGGACCAGUUUCCUUUAUUACAAGGAAAAUUUUGGAAGAAGCGGCACGUAA
Messenger RNA from Fimicolochytrium jonesii, 2049 nucleotides. RefSeq names its product transport protein Avl9-domain-containing protein. Lineage: Eukaryota; Fungi; Chytridiomycota; Chytridiomycetes; Spizellomycetales; Powellomycetaceae. The transcript is spliced from 22 exons. Bases 121 to 2049 code for a protein of 642 amino acids. Gene Ontology annotation, cellular component: cytoplasm. The record is from RefSeq and is a predicted model, not a curated record.